AUGGUCAGCGAAUAUGUUGUCGAGAUCUUCAAGUACAUGAAGCAGACCGAGCUUAUAACACUUCCUAAUCCGAAAUACAUGGCAUCGCAAAAAGAGCUGGCCUGGUCGAUGCGUGGAAUCCUUCUCGAUUGGCAGACUGUGUUCCUCUGCGUGAACAUUGUCGAAAGGUUCUUGUCAGCAUGCGUCGUCUCCCUCGCUAAACUUCAACUCAUGGGCAUUACGUGUCUCUCCAUUGCUUCCAAAGUUGGAGAAAUUGUCGCACCAUCCAUCUCGCACUUCCUUCACUGUGUGGACUCAUCCUACACUGAAUCCAAUAUCCUUCUCGCAGAGCGGUACAUCCUCAAAACAAUCGAUUGGAACUUGAGCUAUCCAAACCCGAUGCACUUCCUGCGCCACACACGCAAAUCAGAUGAUCACGAUGGGGAAACACUGGAGUGGCGGUUGCUGGCCACACCACCUUCCCUGGUGCUGCUGCGCCGACCUGGUCGGGACACCUCAUUCUCGGCAAUGAUAAAUGGGUAA
Messenger RNA from Suillus plorans, 522 nucleotides. RefSeq names its product cyclin-like protein. The record is from RefSeq and is a predicted model, not a curated record. The transcript has 3 exons. Gene Ontology annotation, molecular function: cyclin-dependent protein serine/threonine kinase regulator activity. Gene Ontology annotation, biological process: regulation of cyclin-dependent protein serine/threonine kinase activity; G2/M transition of mitotic cell cycle. The coding region runs from base 1 to 522 and encodes 173 amino acids. NCBI's taxonomy places the organism in Eukaryota, Fungi, Basidiomycota, Agaricomycetes, Boletales, Suillaceae. Gene Ontology annotation, cellular component: cytoplasm; nucleus; cyclin-dependent protein kinase holoenzyme complex.